Molecule: messenger RNA, 919 nt
Organism: Vollenhovia emeryi
Lineage: Eukaryota; Metazoa; Arthropoda; Insecta; Hymenoptera; Formicidae
Exons: 4
Coding region: 44-919 (291 amino acids)
Source: RefSeq, a predicted model, not a curated record
AAUUGUAAUUCUUUAGGUAAUAGGUGCAAUACAUAUUCUCAAUAUGAGCUCAGGAAGAUCGUCAGAUGUGUACACGGUAUUCGAAGAUGAAGACGGAAUAUCUGUGGUACCAACAAAGUGGAUCACUCCACACAAAAACCAUUGUAAAUGGCCAAGCCAUUUUAAUUACACAAGAAUCAACAAAGCUAUCUCUAAACUUAUGGAUCCUUGUGAUGAUUGGAAUGUAAUUAGCGUAAAGAAAAUUUUUACAACAACAUCAACGUAUGAUGAAGCCAACAAGAAGGCAAAAGAUGCCGAGAUAGUUACAGAUGUAGAUGAUUUAGAAACUUUGAAAAAGAGUCGAAGUUGCCGAAAGAGAAUAACAUUUCCCAAUGAUAGCAGUUCAAAUGAUGAAGAUGAUAGACCGAAAUACAAAAAUCCUCGGAAAACGUCGAGUUGUCUGGAUGAAUUUCCAAAUCCACCAACAACGAGUACCAUUCAAACUAAUUUAACGGAAGAAAUCCGUUGUCUAGGUACUACUAUAUGUAAUGUAACUGCUACACAGAAUCCGAAGUCAUCUAUUAAUGAAACUGGUGGAAUACGGAUGACAAAUGAAGAUAGCAGGAUUUUCGGUAAUUCCAGUGCAUCGGAGAAGAAUAUCCCGCAGCAAAAAUUUUUUAAUGCAGACGAGAAGCUGGAUUACAUGUGUCAGUCAACUGACUUAAUACUGAAAAAAUUAAAUAGAUUACAAGUAGAUUUACGCAAUAUUCAGAAACAUUACAUCAGGGAGAUAGAUUGCGAAUUAAAUAGAAAACAGCAAGUCUGCAAUAUUGAAACAUCCAAAGAAAUUUCGAUAAAUAAUCAUUUACCAUUGACAAAUUUGGAAGCAGUAGACAAAUUUGAAGAAAUGUUACGGAACUCGAUUUUUUUCUGUGGAUGA